Molecule: messenger RNA, 1788 nt
Organism: Paraglomus occultum
Lineage: Eukaryota; Fungi; Glomeromycota; Glomeromycetes; Paraglomerales; Paraglomeraceae
Source: the annotation of a GenBank genome assembly
AUGAGGCUUCUUACCUGGAACGUGAAUGGCCUUCGAUCUCUGGAUCAGUACUAUCCGUGGUGCGAACAUAAGUGUUACAAGACGAUAUUAGAUACUUUGAAUGCCGACAUAAUCUGCUUUCAGGAGACAAAAAUAACGCUCGACCGAUUAGAUUCAUCAUUAGCUCUUAUUCCAGGAUACGAUGCUUAUUUCUCCUUUACAAAGGGCAAGUCUGCAUACUCUGGUGUCGUUACAUACGUAAAGAAUGCGGUGAUUUCUCCUAUUGCUGCCGAAGAGGGCAUUUCAGGCAUAUAUGCCAAGACAGCCUCUGCAAUGAAGGAAUCUGAUGAUACAACACCAGAAGCUGUCAUCGGCUGCAUCCCACCAGGCUAUACAACGGAAGAAUUGCUUGCCAUAGACAGCGAGGGCAGAUGUGUAGUACUAGACUUUAAUCUCUUUACUCUUUUCAAUGUCUACUGUCCGAACGAGUCUAGUCUAGAAAGACGUCCGUUUAAGCUGAAGUUCUAUGAAAUACUGAAAGCGCGCGUCGAGGGACUUUUACAAACAGGCAAACGUGUUAUAGUUGUGGGUGAUAUGAACAUUGAGCAUAAGGAAAUAGACCAUUGUAAUCCAAAGGGCGCAACAAAGGAUAAAGGAUUGAAUGCGUUCGGAGAUCAUCCUGCUCGCAAAUGGUUUGACUCUUUUGUGGUGCCUAAUGGACCGAUGGUCGAUGUGUGCAGAAUGUUUCAUCCUGGUGAGAAGGCCAUGUAUACUUGUUGGUCUACAGUACUUAAUGCGCGACCUGCGAAUUAUGGUGUACGCAUAGAUUACAUAUUAGCGGAUAAGGGUCUCAUGAAAUGGUUCAAAUCUUGCAACAUUGACCCCAGUAUCAUGGGUUCGGAUCAUUGUCCGGUCGUAGCAGAGUUAUAUGAUGAAAUACAUGAUAAACAAAAACACGUGUUGCUGGAUGAAAUUAAUCUGAAAGGAAAGGCUAGGGCGGAAACGCCUAGACUUUGCGCCAAGUAUAUGGCAAAGUUUGCAGGAAAACAGCAAACUUUGCAAAGUUUUUUCACUUCAGCAACUCAAAACAAAGCAACGCUAGGGUUGGGGAAAUCGGCAACGGAAGGAUCAAGUGCGAAUUCAUGCGAACGUAGUUAUGACGCAAAGAUAGAUACAGAUGAAAACGCGGAUCAAAAAAAGGACACUUUAUCUGUUGAGAAAGCAACCGCAAAGAGACCAAGAAAACAAGUAUCAAAGCCGGUUCAAAAAAAACUCAGUAUUUCAAAAGAACAAAUAUCGCCUCCCUGUAGCCAGACGUCAAUAGCCAACUUUUUUAAAUCUGCAGCCACAACAAGAGAAAGUGCGGAAGAGAAAAUCAUAUCAACAACCGAGGAGACAUUGAGCCAAUGCUCAUCUCCCCAGGAAGUAUCUCAGUCGACCAGUUUGGGUAGUCAAGAUGCGCCAAUUGACCUGGAUCCUUUGGAGAUAUCCGAUAAAGAUACAAAAGUAACCGGUAAUAAGAAUAUAGAAGUGACAAAUAAAUGGAAUGCUCUGUUCACGCCCAAACCAAUACCCAACUGCAAUGUCCAUGGUGAACCAUGCAAACAAUUCAAAGUAAACAAGACUGGACCUAAUCGUGGAAGAUUAUUUUACUUAUGCUCUAGACCUGUCGGAUCGACGCCUGAAAGUCGAUGUAAUUUCUUCGAAUGGGCUAAUGCAGCCACGUCUUCGUCCUCCUCUUUAUCAGCAGGUAAACGAGUAGCCGGGGCAAGUUCGAAUAUAAAGGAAAAGAAAUCACGAACGGUUUAG